GCUCCUCUUUGCUUAGUUGCUUUACUUGUGCAAAACGCACCGUUUCUUCUUUCUCUUUUCUUUCGUCAAAUACGUACAUAUGCACUGACUCCUGGGGUUUAUGAAAGUUUGAAUCUUUCAAUGCAAAACCUCUCUCGCAAAUUCUCAACGCUCCCAAUUCCCAAGCUUUCACCUUCACACCCACAACCCACCACACCCUUCACCCCAUACUCUGAGAUUCAGCAUUGCCGGAAAAUCUUAGAGCACAAAAUCAUUACUAUUCUAGACGCGUGCAACACCCUCAACCAUGUCAAGCAGGUUCACGCUCACGUCAUCGGAAAUGGGCUCAGCCAAUACAGCUACGUCAUCACCAAGCUCGUCCGCACGCUCACCAAGCUCGGAGUCCCAAUGCCCACCACCUACCCGGAACUCGUCUUCCGGCAGGUGCUGCACCCGAACCCGUUUCUCUGGGCGGCUAUGAUUAGAGGGUGUGCAAUUGAAGGAACUCUUUCGGAAGCGGUGAAGUAUUACACUUUGAUGAGGAGGGAGGGCACCGGCCCGGUUUCGUUUACGUUCUCGGCGCUGUUCAAGGCCUGUGGGAGUGGUCUGGAUGUGAAUUUGGGCCGGCAGAUACAUGCGCAGACGGUUUUGAUCGGUGGGUUUGUGGCGGAUUUGUACGUGGGGAACACUCUGAUUGAUAUGUAUUUGAAGUGUGGGUUUUUGGAUUGCGGGCGCAAGGUGUUUGAUGAAAUGCCUGAGAGGGAUGUGGUUUCGUGGACCGAGUUGAUUGUGGCGUAUGCCAAGAGUGGGGAUAUGGAGUCGGCGAGGGACUUGUUUCAGGAUUUGAGUUUGAAAGAUAUGGUGGUGUGGACGGCUAUGGUUACUGGUUAUGCCCAGAAUUCGAUGCCGAAAGAGGCCUUGGAUUGCUUUGAGAGAAUGCGAGGUGCUGGUGUAGGGCUUGAUGAGGUUACAUUGCUCGGGGUCAUUUCGGCUUGUGCACAAUUGGGUGCUUCCAGGUAUGCUAAUUGGGUUCGAGACAUUGCUGAGGAAUCUGGUUUUGGGGCAACUCAGAAUGUGCUUGUGGGAUCUGCAUUGAUAGAUAUGUUCUCCAAGUGUGGGAGCUUGGAUGAUGCAUACAAUAUUUUUCAGGGGAUGAAGCAAAGGAAUGUGUUUUCUUAUAGCUCAAUGAUUUGGGGAUUUGCAGUGCAUGGAAAUGCCAAUGCAGCGAUAGGAUUGUUUCAUGAGAUGCUGACCACUGAUGUAAGGCCGAACUGGGUUACUUUUAUAGGUGUGCUAACUGCCUGCAGCCACGCGGGGAUGGUUGAUCAAGGUCGGCAGCUAUUUGCAACGAUGGAGAAGUAUUACAAUGUCACUCCAUCGGCUGGUCAUUACACUUGUAUGGUAGACUUGCUUGGUCGAGCUGGGCGCUUGGAAGAAGCUCUCGAGCUAGCUGAGACAAUGCCGAUAGUCGCACAUGGAGGUGUGUGGGGAGCACUACUUGGUGCGUGCCGUAUCCAUAAGAACCCCGACAUUGCUCAAAUUGCUGCCAGCCAUCUAUUUGAGCUUGAACCUAAUAAUAUUGGAAACUAUGUGAUGCUCUCCAACAUAUAUGCAUCAGCAGGAAGGUGGGAUGAUGUUUCAAGUGUUAGGAAGCUGAUGAGAGAAAAGGGUCUGAAAAAAAACCCUGCAUAUAGCUGGGUUGAAACAAAGAACGGACACGAAAAGUUUUGUGCAGGUGAAACGAGUCACCCCAAAUACAACAAGAUUAAGAAGGCGUUGGAGGAUCUUCUAAACAGAUUGCAGGAUCGUGGCUAUAGGCCAAACCUAAAUUCGGUGGAUUAUGAUGUGGGGGAUGAAGAAAAGAUGCGUAUAUUGAUGGCUCAUAGCGAAAAACUGGCUUUGGCAUACGCAUUGCUCUACGCAGAUUCUGGUUCCACCAUUAAGAUCGCCAAGAACAUAAGGAUUUGUGAAGACUGUCAUGCCUUCAUGUGUGGUGCAUCACGGGUUACAGGAAGGCAUAUUAUUGUCAGAGAUAACAUGAGAUUCCACCACUUCGAAAAUGGGACUUGUAAUUGCGGCAACUUUUGGUGAUUCAAGUACUGUUGGGAGUCUAUUUAACCAAGAUUAUGGAGCAAGAUUUGAUAAGCGGAAAGCUGGCUCGGAAACGCAAUUCUAGCUGCCUCAAUAUCUCAUAGCUAAGGCUGGUAACCAUAUAUAAGUCUACAAAACCCUUCAAAAUAUUUUCAUAGAGCUUUUUCUUGGUGCCUUGAGCCUUUGAUUGAAGCCUCAAGCAAGGUUAAUAGUCUCUGUUUCGCACAUCUUUUGUAUGAGGUGACUAAUUAUAGGUGUUUAAUGGGCUGGAUCCUUUUCCUCAGUAGCGGUGGGUGAACAAGAACAUUAGACGCCAAAGUUCAGAGAGGCUCAAUGUGCACAAAUCAACAUAAACGAUUACAGUGAGCAUUUUUCUAUUUCUUGCUUUCCAAAUCCUUCCCUUACAACCUUGUGGACCUUAUACACAACACUGCUUAUUAU
This is a messenger RNA of Rosa chinensis, 2511 nucleotides long. Its product is annotated as pentatricopeptide repeat-containing protein At5g44230. Lineage: Eukaryota; Viridiplantae; Streptophyta; Magnoliopsida; Rosales; Rosaceae. Bases 121 to 2070 code for a protein of 649 amino acids. Gene Ontology annotation, molecular function: protein binding; RNA binding; zinc ion binding. Gene Ontology annotation, biological process: RNA modification. The transcript has a single exon. The record is from RefSeq and is a predicted model, not a curated record.